Camelina sativa (false flax) is the source of this 759-nucleotide messenger RNA. Lineage: Eukaryota; Viridiplantae; Streptophyta; Magnoliopsida; Brassicales; Brassicaceae. The record is from RefSeq and is a predicted model, not a curated record.
AUGGCUAAUCACAAAAAUAUCUUCUUUCUAUGUUUCUUUGUAGGUUUAGGGUUAUGUUCUGCUAGACGAGCACUUCUCUCCUUCUCUGAAUCCGAGGCUGAAGUCUCUGAAUAUGGCGUCAAAAGUGGUUUAAAUGCUGGUGUUGGUAUUGGUGGCGGCGGCGGAGUAGGUGGUGGUGCUGGCUACGGUGGAGCUGGAGGUAUUGGCGCAGGCGGAGGUGGUGGACAUGGUGGCGGUGCUGGCGGAGGCGGCGGUGGUGGUCCUGGAGGAGGAUCUGGCUACGGAGGCGGUGAAGGUGGUGGAGCUGGUGGGUAUGGCGAGGGACAUAUUGGUGGAGGAGGAGGCGGUGGACAUGGGGGUGGUGCUGGCGGAGGUGGUGGUCCUGGAGGAGGCUACGGAGGUGGAAGCGGUGAAGGCGGUGGAGCUGGGUAUGGAGGCGGAGAAGCUGGUGGGUAUGCUGGUGGUGGAGGAAGCGGAGCAGGAGGCGGUGGAGGAGGUGGCGGUGCACAUGGGGGUGGGUACGGUGGUGGACAAGGCGGUGGUGCGGGAGGAGGAUAUGGAGGGGGAGGUGCCGGUGCCGGUGGACAUGGAGGUGGCGGAGGCGGUGGGAAUGGUGGCGGUGGAGGAGGAGGUUCUGGCGAAGGAGGAGCUCACGGUGGUGGUUACGGAGCAGGAGGUGGGGCUGGAGAGGGAUAUGGCGGUGGUGCGGGAGCUGGUGGACAUGGUGGUGGAGGAGGAGGUAGUUGUUCCCAACUCUAA